Penicillium atrosanguineum is the source of this 1761-nucleotide messenger RNA. RefSeq names its product putative YT521-B-like splicing factor. The coding region runs from base 1 to 1761 and encodes 586 amino acids. The transcript has 4 exons. The record is from RefSeq and is a predicted model, not a curated record. Gene Ontology annotation, biological process: regulation of alternative mRNA splicing, via spliceosome; mRNA splicing, via spliceosome. Gene Ontology annotation, cellular component: nucleoplasm. Gene Ontology annotation, molecular function: mRNA binding; N6-methyladenosine-containing RNA reader activity. NCBI's taxonomy places the organism in Eukaryota, Fungi, Ascomycota, Eurotiomycetes, Eurotiales, Aspergillaceae.
AUGGGCGAUGUUCCUCCAGAAAAGAUCAAUUCAACCCGGGCAGGAGGAAAGAGUAGCCCCCUGGCGCCAAUGCCCAAUGUCUCGUCAAUCCCCGGCACCGUCCAGCCCGCCCGACCAGUACAUGGACAACCGAGUUCGACGGGCUAUCCAGGCCCCGGGCUUUAUGGGCCCUCAUCUUCCUUAGACAUGGGUAACAUGGCCUACUCGCUGCCAACUCUUCAGUCACAGUCGCCCUAUGAUCAACAGCAUCUCGUCCAAUUUCCAUCACCAGCCCAUGCCCAGGGUCUCGUCUAUCCUGUAGCGUCCAUGGGCCCUUAUCCCGGUCAGAAUCCUGGUGGCAUGCCGUACGGAGUCCGUUUUGCCACACCCUAUUCACCCUAUGCCUUGCCUCAACACUCGGGGGCGGGUGGACCUGUUGGUGGCCACUACCCGCCCUUUGUCACGAGUCCGUCGAUGCAGACCAUGGGGCCAGGACAGGCGCCUGUAUAUGGUGCUACCUACUACCACGCACCUUAUACAACCUCUUAUGGACAAGGGCCGCAUCCUUCGACCGGUCAUUCACGACCGCCAGGUCCUCAUUCUCGUCCGGCGUCUCGUGCUCGUGCACCGCCAAAAAUCGCCGUUUCGACACAGAGCGAUACUGAUAAGCAGGCUGCUGAAGAGUAUGAUGUAUCCAAGACCAUCGUUGAUGGCUCGAACCCUAUGAGGCUGGGACAUGAGUCAACCAUCUUACCCCAAACGAUGUCGACCAGUUCAAGCACACCACGCGGACCACCACGGAAGCCCAAACAAUCAGGCCACGCACUCUGGGUCGGAAAUCUCCCACCAGGGGCAAAUGUGCUGGAUCUGAAGGAUCAUUUCUCGCAGGAUGCCACUAAGGAUAUCGAGAGUGUGUUUUUAAUUUCGAAAAGUAAUUGUGCGUUUGUGAAUUACCAGUCCGCGACGGCUUGCGCUGCGGCGUUGGUGAGAUUUCACGACUCGAGAUUUCAGGGUGUGCGUCUCGUGUGUCGACUACGCAAGGGUUUCACGGCACCGGGGUUCGGGGCUGGGGCUGUUACUUCUCGCUCACAGUCACGGGAUGAGACGGUGAAUGCCUUGGACGAGAGGCCUGCGGUGCAGGAGGCUACGGCUGGUCCUCGUGAUGACGGAUCCCGGUCUCUGGAUCGGUACUUUGUUGUCAAGAGUUUGACGGUGGAUGAUCUGGAAUUAAGCAAGCAGAGUGGGAUUUGGGCGACUCAGACACACAAUGAGACUAAUCUAAACCAAGCCUUCGAGACCACCGAACACGUUUACCUGAUCUUUUCCGCGAACAAAUCUGGCGAGUACUUUGGAUAUGCCCGCAUGCUGUCACCGAUCAACGAUGACGAAGAACUCGCACUAGAGAUGCCACCACGGCCCGAGCCAUUGACGGGGGCACCGGAUGAAUUGGAUGUGACUACCACGGUGGCCACGUCGACAGCCCCGAGAGGUCGAAUUAUCGACGACUCAGCCCGGGGUACGAUUUUCUGGGAAGUCGAAUCGUCCGAGGAGGACGACGCACGUAGCGAGAAGAGUGUGGAGGAAGAGGUGGAAGUGGAGGCGCAGUCAUUUGGCAAACCGUUCCGGAUCCAAUGGCUGUCAACCGAACGAGUGCCCUUCCAUCGCACCCGCGGCCUACGCAAUCCAUGGAAUGCCAACCGGGAGGUGAAGAUCGCCCGUGACGGAACCGAAAUCGAGCCGACGGUCGGCCGAAAACUUGUCCAGCUGUUUCACCUAACGUGA